Zonotrichia albicollis (white-throated sparrow) is the source of this 1182-nucleotide messenger RNA. Lineage: Eukaryota; Metazoa; Chordata; Aves; Passeriformes; Passerellidae. The record is from RefSeq and is a predicted model, not a curated record.
UGUUACCGGGACCUGGCGCUGGUCAGCAGGGAUGGGAUGAACAUCGUCCUCAACAAGAUCAACCACAUCCUGAUGGAGAAGUACCUGAAGCUGCAGGACACCUGCAGGACACAGUUCUGUGUGUGCCUGCUCAGGGAGAGGUUCAUGGACUGUUUCAUGAUCGGCCGGGACCUGGUGCGGCUGCUGCAGAACGUGGCUCGGAUCCCCGAGUUCGAGCAGCUCUGGAAGGACAUCCUGCACAACCCGCAGGUGCUCAGCCCCCAGUUCACAGGGGUGCUGCAGCUGCUGCAGUCCAGGACCUCCCGCAAGUUCCUGGCGUGUCGGCUCACGCCCGACAUGGAGACCAAGCUGCUCUUCAUGACCUCGAGGGUGCGCUUUGGGCAGCAGAAGCGCUACCAGGACUGGUUCCAGCGGCAGUACCUGGCCAUCAUCGGCUGGCUGCUCACCACCUGCACGUCCAACGUGGCCGCCUCCAACGCCAAGCUGGCUCUGUUCUACGAUUGGCUCUUCUUCAACCCCGAGAAGGACAGCAUCAUGAACAUCGAACCUGCCAUCCUGGUCAUGCACCACUCCAUGAAACCCCACCCGGCCAUCACGGCCACGCUGCUGGACUUCAUGUGCAGGUGAAAAUCGAGGAGCCCGUUGCCAUGGAGAUGGAGAAUCACCUGGAGAAGGAUGACGGUUGCUAUGACAACGCCGAGGCCGCCUUCAGUGACGAUGAGGAGGAGCUGAGCAGCAAAGGGGGCAAGAAGAGGGAGUUCCGCUUCCAUCCCAUCAAGGAGUCCAUCGUGGAGGAGCCCGUGGACAUCACCCCGUUCCUGGAGCAGCUGGACGAGUCCCUGAGGGACAAAGUGCUGCAGCUGCAGAAGGGCAGUGACACGGAGGCGCAGUGCGAGGUCAUGCAGGAGAUCGUGGAUCAGGUCCUGGAGGAGGACUUUGACUCGGAGCAGCUCUCCGUUCUCGCCUCGUGCCUGCAGGAGCUCUUCAAGGCCCAUUUCCGCGGGGAGGUGCUGCCGGAGGAGAUCACGGAGGAGAACCUGUGCCAGAUGCAGGAGGACAACAGCGGCUUCUCGCUGCUGCUGGACCUGCUCUCGGAGCUCUACCAGAAGCAGCCCAAGAUCGGAUAUCACCUGCUCUACUACCUGAGGGCCAGCAAGGCGGCGCUGGGCAGGAUGGCGCUCU